This is a messenger RNA of Dermacentor albipictus, 942 nucleotides long. Its product is annotated as sulfotransferase 1B1-like. The record is from RefSeq and is a predicted model, not a curated record. Gene Ontology annotation, cellular component: cytoplasm. Lineage: Eukaryota; Metazoa; Arthropoda; Arachnida; Ixodida; Ixodidae. Gene Ontology annotation, biological process: sulfation. Gene Ontology annotation, molecular function: sulfotransferase activity.
AUGGACGACGGGUCUUGCCGAUAUGUCAAUGGCGUCUGGAUCCACAACUUGUUUCAAGAAGAGAAAAUUCGUUCAGCAAUGCGAUACAAACCUCGACGUGGUGACGUCAUACUCGUAACUUACCCGAAGUGUGGCACCAACUGGACGCAGUUCAUCGUUUGGAACAUUCUGACCAGAGCGGAGAGCCUCACUAGCCCUGCCGAGUUCAACCUCAUGUGUCCUUUCAUCGAGCUGACCGGAGCUGAAGCGGCCGAGAACCCGUUGAGGCGAGGGGGUAUCACCACUCACUUGCCCCUAGCAGCUUUCAAACCUGUGGAAUGGGCGAAGUACAUCUACGUCACUAGGAACCCAUACGACUGCGCUGUCUCCUACUACCACUUCUCCAAGGGGCUCACACCCAAGACGUUCACUGAUGUUUCUUUUGAGAAGUUUAUUUCCCUCUUCCUAACCGGCAAGGUCAUCUAUGGUGACUACUUUGACCAUCUCCUUCCAUGGUACAAACGCCGAUACGAUAAGAACGUCCUCCUCAUCACUUACGAGCAACUGAAAGUAGACUCCAGGGCAGAAGUUUUAAGAAUCGCAGAUUUUAUAGGAGAAGAACAUGGCACAGCACUGCGUGAAGACGAAGCUCUCUUCCACAAAAUUAUGAGUGCCUGCAGUCUUGAAAACAUGAAGGCCUUUUUCACGGACAAGCCAAUGGAGAGGGUGAAGAAUGCGCUACAAACAGCUUCAAUAGAGCUUGAAAAGCCUCAAAUGACUAACACGUUUCCACCAAAAGGUGUUGAGCUGCAUGAAGGACCUGGGUAUCUUCGUAAACGAAUUGUCGGUGACUGGAAGAACUAUUUCACCUCGGAGCAGAUUCAGCAGAUGAAGGAUUGGAUCACGAAGAAGAGUCACGGAAGUGACGUCAUGAGCCUCUGGAAAAACUGUGAUUUGCCGUGA